Molecule: messenger RNA, 6826 nt
Organism: Pseudophryne corroboree (corroboree frog)
Lineage: Eukaryota; Metazoa; Chordata; Amphibia; Anura; Myobatrachidae
Exons: 13
Coding region: 120-6743 (2207 amino acids)
Source: RefSeq, a predicted model, not a curated record
GAGCUCCGCCUUCCUUCUAUCAUUCCCACAAGGCAGCAGGAGCAGAGAGCAGCCAUUGCUGUGUCUGGCAGCAGGAGGGGGAGUAUAUAGAGGAACACACGGUUCUGUACAAGGACGUGAUGAUGGAGAAUCACCGGCCCCUCACAUCACUGGAUGGGCCCAGUAACAGAGAUACCCCAGAGAGAUGUCCCCGUCCUCUGUAUUCCCAGGAUUGUACAGAGGAGAAUCACAGGAUCCCACAGGAGGAUCAGGAAGAACGUCUGUCUGAUAUUAAAAUAGAAGAUACAGGGGGAGAAGAAGAGACGUAUGUGACUGAUAUAAAGGCAGAAGAUAUAGAGGGAGAAGAAGAGACGUAUGUGACUGAUGUAAAGGCAGAAGAUAUAGAGGGAGAAGAAGGAACGUAUGUGACUGAUAUAAAGGCAGAAUAUAUAGAGGGAGAAGAAGAGAUAUAUGUGACUGAUAUGAAGACAGAAGAUAUAGAGGGAGAAGAAGAGACGUAUGUGACUGAUAUGAAGACAGAAGAUAUAGAGGGAGAAGAAGAGACGUAUGUGACUGAUAUGAAGACAGAAGAUAUAGAGGGAGAAGAAGAGACGUAUGUGACUGAUAUAAAGGCAGAAGAUAUAGAGGGAGAAGAAGAGACGUAUGUGACUGAUAUAAAGGCAGAAGAUAUAGAGGGAGAAGAAGAGACGUAUGUGACUGAUAUGAAGGCAGAAGAUAUAGAGGGAGAAGAAGAGUCGCAUGUGACUGAUAUAAAGACAGAAGAUACAGAGGGAGAAGAAGAGACGUCUGUGACUGAUAUGAAGGCAGACGAUAUAGAGGGAGAAGAAGAGACAUAUGUGACUGAUAUAAAGGCAGAAGAUACAGAGGGAGAAGAAGAGACGUAUGUGACUGAUAUAAAGGCAGAAGAUAUAGAGGGAGAAGAAGAGACGUAUGUGACUGAUAUAAAGGUAGAAGAUAUAGAGGGAGAAGAAGAGAUGUAUGUGACUGCUAUAAAGGCAGAAGAUAUAGAGGGAGAAGAAGAGACGUAUGUGACUGAUAUAAAGGCAGAAGAUACAGAGGGAGAAGAAGAGACGUAUGUGACUGAUAUAAAGGCAGAAGAUAUAGAGGGAGAAGAAGAGACGUAUGUGACUGAUAUAAAGGCAGAAGAUAUAGAGGGAGAAGAAGAGACGUAUGUGACUGAUAUGAAGGCAGAAGAUAUAGAGGGAGAAGAAGAGUCGCAUGUGACUGAUAUAAAGACAGAAGAUACAGAGGGAGAAGAAGAGACGUCUGUGACUGAUAUGAAGGCAGACGAUAUAGAGGGAGAAGAAGAGACGUAUGUGACUGAUAUAAAGGCAGAAGAUAUAGAGGGAGAAGAAGAGACGUAUGUGACUGAUAUAAAGGUAGAAGAUAUAGAGGGAGAAGAAGAGAUGUAUGUGACUGCUAUAAAGGCAGAAGAUAUAGAGGGAGAAGAAGAGACGUAUGUGACUGAUAUAAAGGCAGAAGAUAUAGAGGGAGUAGAAGAGACGUAUGUGACUGAUAUAAAGGCAGAAGAUAUAGAUGGAGAAGAAGAGACGUAUGUGACUGAUAUGAAGGCAGAAGAUGUAGUGGGAGAAGAAGAGACGUAUGUGACUGAUAUGAAGGCAGAAGAUAUAGAGGGAGAAGAAGAGACAUAUGUGACUGAUAUAAAGGCAGAAGAUAUAGAGGGAGAAGAAGAGACGUAUGUGACUGAUAUAAAGGCAGAAGAUAUAGAGAGAGAAGUAGAGACGUAUGUGACUGAUAUAAAGGCAGAAGAUACAGAGGAAGAAGAAGAGACGUAUGUGACUGAUAUAAAGGCAGAAGAUAUAGAGGAAGAAGAAGAGACGUAUGUGACUGAUAUAAAGGCAGAAGAUAUAGAGGGAGAAGAAGAGACGUAUGUGACUGAUAUAAAGGCAGAAGAUAUGAAGGGAGAAGAAGAGACGUAUGUGAGGGGUGAUCAGCAGUGUAAGGAGGAGGAGAUCCCUACAGAUAUCAGCACAGCAGAUGGACACACAAGCAGGAAUAUCACAGAAGGACAGCUAAUGUUAUCCGCGGAUUGCGAAAUAAGAGAUAAUGACAGUAGACCGGAUUCUCCAGGAGCUAACCCCAUUACCCCAAUUAUACAUCCAGCUCUAUCAGCUGAUCCCUCUGAUACUGGAAAAUGUUCUCCUGAUCACUCUGAUAUUGGUGCAUCUGUUACAGCUCAGAGAGUAGAUCCAGAGUUUCCAUGUGCUAUAGAUGCCAAAUGUUUUACACAGAACACAAAGCCUAUUAACCCGCAGAUAAGUAAGGCAGGUGAGAGGCCAUUUCUAUGUUCUGAGUGUGGGAAAUGUUUUCCAUACAAAUCAGAUCUUGUUAGACAUCAGAGAAGUCACACAGGUGAGAGGCCAUUUCCAUGUUCUGAGUGUGGGAAAUGUUUUGCACACAAAUCAGAUCUUGUUAAACAUCAGAGACAUCACACAGGUGAGAAGCCAUUUCCAUGUUCUGUGUGUGGGAAAUGUUUUGCACACAAAUCAGAUCUUGUUAUACAUCAGCGAAGUCACACAGGUGAGAAGCCGUUUCCAUGUUCUGAGUGUGGGAAAUGUUUUGCAAACAAAUUACAUCUUAUUAGACAUAACAGAAAUCACACAGGUGAGAGGCCAUUUUCUUGCUCUAAGUGUGGGAAAUGUUUUAUCCAGAAAUCAUAUCUUGUUAUACAUCAAAGAAGUCACACAGCUGAGAAUCUAUUUCCAUGUUCUGAGUGUGGGAAAUGUUUUGCACAUAAAUCAAGUUUUGUUACACAUCAGAGAUAUCACACAGGUGAGAAGCCAUUUCCAUGUUCUGAGUGUGGGAAAUGUUUUAUCCUUAAAUCACAUCUUGUUAUACAUCAAAGAAGUCACACAGGUGAAAAUCCAUUUCCAUGUUCUGAAUGUGGGAAAUGUUUUGUACACAAAUCAGAUCUUGUUAUACAUCAAAGAAGUCACACAGGUGAGAGGCCAUUUUUUUGCUCUGAGUGCGGGAAAUGUUUUAUCCAGAAAUCACAUCUUGUUAUACAUCAAAGAAGUCACACAGGUGAGAAUCUAUUUCCAUGUUCUGAGUGUGGGAAAUGUUUUGCACACAAAUCAAGUCUUGUUACACAUCAGAGAAGUCACACAGGGGAGAAGCCAUUUCUAUGUUCUGAGUGUGGAAAAUGUUUUAUCCUUAAAUCACGUCUUGUUAUACAUCACAGAAGUCACACAGGUGAGAAGCCAUUUCCAUGUUCUGAGUGUGGGAAAUGUUUUGGACACAAAUCAGAUCUUGUUAAACAUCAGAGAAGUCACACAGGUGAGAGGCCAUUUCCAUGUUAUGAGUGUGGGAAAUGUUUUACAUACAAAUCGCAUCUUGUUAGACAUCAGAGAAGCCACACAGGUGAGAGGCCAAUUCCAUGUUCUGAGUGUGGGAAAUGUUUUGCACACAAACCAGAUCUUGUUAAACAUCAGCGAAGUCACACAGGUGAGAAACCAUUUCCAUGUUCUGUGUGUGGGAAAGGUUUUACAAACAAAUCGCAUCUUGUUAGACAUCAGAGAAGUCACACAGGUGAUAGGCCAUUUCCAUGUUCUGAGUGUGGGAAAUGUUUUGCACACAAAUCAGAUCUUGUUAAACAUCAGCAAAGUCACACAGGUGAGAAACCAUUUCCAUGUUCUGUGUGUGGGAAAGGUUUUACAAACAAAUCGCAUCUUGUUAGACAUCAGAGAAGUCACACAGGUGAGAAGCCAUUUCCAUGUUCUGAGUGUGGGAAAUGUUUUGCACAGAAAUCAGAUCUUGUUAUACAUCAGAGAAGUCACACAGGUGAGAGGCCAUUUCCAGGUGAAAUAAUCAGGUGUUAUGUCCUCAUCUAUUACUGCUAUGCAGAUGACCUGUCUUUUGCUCCGGAGGCAGCCACUGUACCAAGCGAAACACCCGGAAGACUCCCACCUACAUUUUACAACAAGAAGAAGAGAAUUGUUUGGGCCAAGAAACACAAGGAAUGGACAUUAGACAAGUGGAAAACUGUACUUUGGUCUGAGUCCAAAUUUGAGAUUUUUUAUUCCAACCACCGUGACUUUGUGAGACGCAGAGAAGAAAUGCCACAGUGUGCAUUACUCAAUGUCAAGUAUAUGGUGGCGCAGCUGAGCCAGCAAGUGCGGCUGAUGGCGGUGGAGGCCAGACCACUGCCACUCGAGUUGUACAAUGGUCCGCCACGUGUGAACCUCAGUGUAGGCCACACGCUUUCGAGCAUUAGACAUGUGAACAUCGAGCCUCAUGUGAACAUAGCUCAGCGAGAAGCUGUUUCUAAAGAAGUUAAAACCAUGUUAGAACUUGGAGUCAUAGAGGAAUCUAACAGGUGUAAUGUCUUGGUCACCAUGGUGACUGCCCAGCCAGGACUUGGAGAAGGAACCAGGGUGCCAGUUUGGCACAUACAUAGACCUAGGACCUUCACAUUUGGUGGCAAGCAGUGGGUAUUGCACAACUACACCUUCCCAUUUGCUGAUAUAGAAGAUGGACACCUAUUAACCAGCUGGCAGGGGAUCUAUGAGGACUGUGUCCAAGAGGAGAUAACCAUGGAUGGGAUAAAGGCAGAAGAUAUAGAGGGAGAAGAAGAGACGUAUGUGACUGAUAUGAAGACAGAAGAUAUAGAGGGAGAAGUAGAGACGUAUGUCACUGAUAUAAAGGCAGAAGAUAUAGAGGGAGAAGAAGACACGUAUGUGAGGGGUGAUCAGCAGUGUAAGGAGGAGGAGAUCCCUACAGAUAUCAGCACAGAUGGACCCACAAGCAGGAAUAUCUCAGAAGGACAUCUAAUGUUAUCCCCGGAUUGUGACAUAAAAGAUAAUGACAGCAGACAGGAUUCUCCAGGAGAUAAUCCCAUUACCCCAAUUAUACAUCCAGCUCUAUCAGCUGAUCCCUCUGAUCCUGGGAAAUGUUCUCCUGAUCACUCUGAUAUUGGUGCAUCUGUUACAGCUCUGAGAGUAGAUACAGUGUUUCCCUGUUCUAUAGAUGCCAAAUGUUUUACACAGAACACAAAGCUUAUUACCCAUCUGGCAGCUAAGGCAGGUGAGAAGCCACUGAUAUGUUCUGAGUGUGGGAAAUGUUUUACCUGCAAAUCACAACUUGUUUCACAUCAGUGCAGUCACAAAGGUCAGAAGCCAUUUCCAUGUUCUGAGUGUGGGAAAUGUUUUACAGAGAAAUCACAUCUUGUUACACAUCAGAGACGUCACACAGGUGAGAACCUAUUACCAUGUUCUGAGUGUGGGAAAUGUUUUACACUGAAAUCACAUCUUGUUACACAUCAGCGAAGUCACACAGGUGAGACUCCAUUUCCAUGUUCUGAGUGUGGGAAAUGUUUUACAUACAAAUCACUUCUUGUAAUACAUAAGAGAAUACAUACAGGUGAGAAACCAUAUUCCUGUUCUGAGUGUGGGAAAUGUUUUACAUACAAAUCAACUCUUGAUGCACAUAAGAGAAGUCACACAGGUAUAUCACCAUUUCCAUGUUCUGAGUGUGGGAAAUAUUUUGCACAGAAAUCACAACUUGCUAGACAUCAAAGAAUUCACACAGGUGAGAGGCCAUUUCCAUGUUCUGACUGUGGAAAAUGUUUUGCACAGAAAUCACAUCUUUUUGCACAUCAGCAAAGUCACACAGCUGAGAAGCCAUUUCCAUGUCAUGAGUGUGGGAAAUGUUUUACACACAAAUCAGAUCUGGUUAGUCAUAACAAAAGUCACACAGGUGAGAAGGCAUUUUCUUGCUCUGAGUGUGGGAAAUGUUUUGCCCGGAAAUCAGAACUUGUUAGACAUCAGCGAAGUCACACAGGUGAGAAGCCAUUUUCUUGCUCGGAGUGUGGGAAAUGUUUUGCCCAGAAAUCAAAUCUUGUUAUACAUCAGCGAAGUCACACAGGUGAGAGGCCAUUUCCAUGUCCUGAGUGUGGGAAAUGUUUUGCACACAAAUCAGAUCUUGUUAGUCAUAACCGAAGUCACACGGGUGAGAAUCCAAUUUCUUGCACUGAGUGUGGGAAAUGUUUUACACGGAAAUCACAACUUGUUAAACAUCAGAGAAGUCACACAGGUGAGAAGCCAUUUGCAUGUUCUGAGUGUGGGAAAUGUUUUACAGAGAAAUCACAUCUUGUUACACAUCAGAGACGUCACACAGGUGAGAACCUAUUACCAUGUUCUGAGUGUGGGAAAUGUUUUACACUGAAAUCACAUCUUGUUACACAUCAGCGAAAUCACACUGGUGAAAAGCCAUUUCCAUGUUCUGAGUGCGGGAAAUGUUUCACCCGGAAAUCACAACUUGUUAAACAUCAGCGAAGUCACACAGGUGAGACUCCAUUUCCAUGUUCUGAGUGUGGGAAAUGUUUUACAUACAAAUCACUUCUUGUAAUACAUAAGAGAAUACAUACAGGUGAGAAACCAUAUUCCUGUUCUGAGUGUGGGAAAUGUUUUACAUACAAAUCAACUCUUGAUGCACAUAAGAGAAGUCACACAGGUAUAUCACCAUUUCCAUGUUCUGAGUGUGGGAAAUAUUUUGCACAGAAAUCACAACUUGCUAGACAUCAAAGAAUUCACACAGGUGAGAGGCCAUUUCCAUGUUCUGACUGUGGAAAAUGUUUUGCACAGAAAUCACAUCUUUUUGCACAUCAGCAAAGUCACACAGCUGAGAAGCCAUUUCCAUGUCAUGAGUGUGGGAAAUGUUUUACACACAAAUCAGAUCUGGUUAGUCAUAACAAAAGUCACACAGGUGAGAAGAGAUCUGGUUAGUCAUAACAAAAGUCACACAGGUGAGAAGGCAUUUUCUUGCACUGAGUGUGGGAAAUGUUUUACACGGAAAUCACAACUUGUUA